Messenger RNA from Pieris macdunnoughi, 807 nucleotides. NCBI's taxonomy places the organism in Eukaryota, Metazoa, Arthropoda, Insecta, Lepidoptera, Pieridae. The record is from the annotation of a GenBank genome assembly.
AUGUGGGGAUUACUAAUACUAUCUGGAUUAUUCAUAAUAAGCGCCUCAUCAAUUAGUUCAAGGAUAAUAGGCGGGGAGCAGAGUGAACGCAGUUCAAGACCGUAUCAAGUGGCUCUGUACCUUCGCGUUGGAACCACGGGUCAGUUGGGUUUCUGUGGGGGCUCUCUGAUAGACCCUCGAUGGGUAAUUACCGCUGCCCACUGUUGCUUCCAUGACGAGCUCAUUGUGGAUAACGUUCAGGCAAUAUUAGGUGCCUUCUCUUUAUACGACAGGUAUGAGAAUGGGCGUCGAAUUUUGAACGUCGAGGAAAUCAUAGUCCAUCCCGACUGGGAUCCCAUGACCUUCACCAAUGACCUCGCGUUAUUGAAGCUUGCUAAUGUCGUCCAAAUUACUGAAACUAUCAAUGUAGCAAGGCUGCCUUAUUUAAAUAUAUCAGACAACAAUUUCGCUGGACAGGCCGGGACAGCAUCAGGAUGGGGAAUUGCGGCACCACAAGUGACAUUCGUAUCACCAACUCUUCGACAGAAGACGAUGACGGUGAUCACAAACCAGCAAUGCAAUGCGACAAUGUUUGACCAGCUCCCGCCAAACGUAGUCUGCGGUCUUAGUUCGUUCUCGGGAACUUGCAAGGGAGACAACGGCGGACCUCUUACUGUUGUCUACCACGUAACAGAAGAAGAUAUAUUGAUUGGUGUAGCGACAUUUAUUGAUGCAACUGGAUGUAACGACAAUUUACCAUCGGUGUUCACAAGAGUUCAACUAUUUCUUCCUUGGAUUAGUAAUGUUACGGGUGUCGCAUUGGUAUAG